Messenger RNA from Mollisia scopiformis, 423 nucleotides. RefSeq names its product ankyrin repeat protein. Gene Ontology annotation, molecular function: protein binding. The record is from RefSeq and is a predicted model, not a curated record. The transcript has a single exon. NCBI's taxonomy places the organism in Eukaryota, Fungi, Ascomycota, Leotiomycetes, Helotiales, Mollisiaceae. The annotation marks the transcript as partial.
ACUCCACUCCUUAAAGCUUCCGACAUGGGCAACGACGGCGAAGUGGAGUAUCUCCUCAGCGUGGGCUCCAAUCCAAAUGCCAGGGGUACCUCUCAGCGAACGCCUCUCAGACAUGCAAUACACCAUGCUCGCGAGAAAAGUGUGCGUAUGCUGUUAGAAGCUGGUGCUGAGCGAGAAGCUAUUUUCGAUGACGGGCUGAGACCUGUAUAUCUUGCCGCCAUCUGCAGUAACUAUAAGAUCAUGCAGAUGUUGCUCGAGGGGGGCAUUGAUGUGAAUGUGAGAGCUGCCGAUAAGCUUCGUCGAGGAACACCUCUCCAUAUGGCUGUGCUGAACGGUCAAGCUACUGUGGUGAAAUUGCUAUUGAGCAAGGGUGCAGAAGUGAACGCUGUCGAUGCUUUCGGAAAGACUCCUCUUGAUCAUGCU